CAAGGAAUCUGUCUUGCAGCGGACUCCUCCAAGCAGCAGAUCUCCUGCUGCACGGCCACCGUGGUUUCCAAGAGGAAGGAGCUCUCCCUGGCCGACAGGGUCAAGCUGCUGCAGGCCCUGGAGUCACCGUCAGCCUCCCUCUCCAGCGUGGCCAAGCUCUUUGGCAUCUCCAAGAGCCAGGCGGGCCGGAUCGGCCGGAGCCGGGAGCAGAUCCUGGCCGACUGGCGCACCAACGCCAACCCGCUGCGCAAGCGCAAGCGUGAGGGCAAAGGCGGCGAGGUGGAAGACGCGCUCUUCGCCUGGUUCCAGCAGGCGCUGGCCGGGGGCGAGCGCCUCUCGGGGCCCAUCCUGAAGGCCAAGGCGCAGGAGCUGGCCUCAAACUCCGGCCGAGAGUUCGAGGCCACCGAUGGCUGGCUUUGCAGGUGGAAGACCCGCCACAACAUUGUCUUCAAGCGGCAGCACAGCGAGAAGCAGGAUGCGGACAUCAGCAGUGCCCAGAGCUGGGUGAGCGAGGUGCUGCCUUCCCUGCUAGCCAGCUACAGCGCCGAGAACAUCUUCAACGCGGACGAGACGGGGCUGCUAUACCGCAGCUACCCGGACCGGGCACACACAUCCCGGGACCUCCAGCUGCUGGGCGGCAGGAAGGCCAAGGACCGGAUCUCCAUCCUGUGCUGCACCAACCACACUGGCAACGAGCCCCUGCCGGUAGCCUACGCCAACUCGGCCAACGCUUGGGUGACGGCGCACAUCUUCCAGGAGUGGGUUCUGCAGUGGGACCAGGAGCUUCGCCGCGACCGCCGCAGGAUCGUGCUCUUUGUGGGCCACAGCAGCGCGCACCCUUGCGAGCUGAAGGCCAAGCUGCGCAACAUCAAGCUGGUUUACUUCCCCCCCAACACCACCAGCAUCACCCAGCCCAUGGACAUGGGUGUGAUCUGCAACCUGAAGGGUCACUACCGGGCGCUGGUGCUGGCCAAGGCGCUCCAGAACCCGGAGCUGGGCCAGGCAGGGCGGGCGGCCGAGAUCGCCGGGCGCGUGACGCUGCUGGACGCCAUCUACAUCUUGCACCAGGCCUGGAGCUUGGUCCAGCCGGCAACAGUGCAGAGCUGCUUCCAGAAAGCUGGUUUCCACCUGGUGCCCUUCGAGAGGGGGGAGGCCGACCCGGCCCCGCUGGCGGACGUGCCCCGGCCGCCCUUCAUGAGCGAGCAGGACUUCCUGGAGUUCGUCAGCAUGGACGCGGAGGAGCCGGCCGUGGGCGAGAUGACCGGCGAGGAGAGCUGGCUGGGGCAGCCGUGACAGCAGG
This is a messenger RNA of Struthio camelus australis, 1300 nucleotides long. NCBI's taxonomy places the organism in Eukaryota, Metazoa, Chordata, Aves, Struthioniformes, Struthionidae. The record is from RefSeq and is a predicted model, not a curated record.